UUGAGUAAAUGGUCACUGCUUGAGCCCAAGAUAGCUAACUCUGAACAUACUCGGUGUGGAAAGCAAGUAACCUUUCUGAUAGAAGCUGCAUUGGAAAAUGUCAGUUUUGAUCCUAUCUCUAUUCGUUCUGAAAAGGUUUUAAAAUACACUGACUUGUGCACACCACUGGCAUAUUUACUUGGAGAUCCCUACAAGUUAAUUGCUGAAACAAACGUGGAUGAUUUUAGCAGGCUUGGAGUAGCCUUCAUGGAGAACAGACUGCAAAUGGAUGAAAGAAUGGUGCCUCAAAAGAUUGUUUCUUUACAGCUUAAUGAAUCAGUUCAAGUGAAGUUGCUGAAAUCAAAUGCUGUGUUUGAGAAAGAGAGCAAGAAACCGGGACAUUCCCAGAUCCAAGGUGGUGCAGUUGAAACUUCAUCUAAAGAUAUUUCCAGUAAUCCAACGAAUGAGCCAACUGUGGGUUCAUUUGGUGCUUGCUAUAGUGCAGUUAAUUCUGGGCCCCAACAACAAGAUAGGAAUGAAAUGAUAGUUCAUAUUAAAGACCUCCAUGCAUCCCAAGAAGGAAUGGAACUCGAAGAUCAUCAGAGCCAUCAUCUUCACCUUGCCAGUUGCUCUGAGUGUUUGGAGUUAGAAAACAGCACUAUUGAAUCAGUCAGAUAUGCCUCAGCAGAAAAUCUACUGGACCUCUCUGAUGACUAUUGUGGAAGCUCUGAUGAAACAAUAGUUGGAGAGGACAAUUUAUUGGAAAACACAAGGCAAAGUAACAAAAGUGGGAAGCCUCCCAAUGUGUUGAUAUAUGUUGGAUCUCAUUGCAAUCAGGACUUGAAGAAGUUUCAGCAAGUAAAGUCUGUCCUGGUGGAUUGCCUUGACAAUGAUAGGUAUGCUAUCUAUCCUCUUCUAGAAGAACAGAUCCUGAAGGAGCCUUGGGCUGAUAAUUCUUUGUUACUGGUUGUGGCCUGUGACCAGCCAGUGUCAGAACAAAUUAAUAGACAAUUCAUGAGUUACUUGUCCAAAGGUGGGAAGAUCUUGGGACUCUGCACAUCAUUUUGUUUUGGUGAGAUCAAAAUAUCUCAUAAAAAUGAAUUGAAGGAAAAGAUCCACAAGUUUUGCUUCACAAAAUCUGAUGGCACAGAUGUAACCCUGGAUGCUUUUACCAGUGGCAAAGUGUUUUUAAGAGAGAUUAAUAGCACAGAGGAUGCCACAGAAGAUCUUGAGCUAUGGGGGAGUUUGACUGAUCUUGAAAAAGAAAUGGUGAUCAUACGUUUACCCUAUGGAGAAAAUGGAGGAGAAGCUGUUCUCUGCCAGGUUCACCUUGAAAUCCCUCCUGAGUCAACCGAGAUCCAUGUGCAAGAGGAUUUCAGAACACUUAAACAGAGCAAUGCACUACGAUAUGAAGUACUUACAGAAAUCCUGAAACAUUUAGAACUUAGCUGUGGACUUUCUGAAAUGCCAUCUUUGACACCAGUGUAUCUGUUGACCAAGGCAGAGGUCUUACUGAAGACUCACUAUGCCAAUCUUACUGCUGCUGUCAAUAAAAACUUCCAUAUAACUUAUAUGCAGAAAUUCAACAGACCUUUCCUUAGAUGGCUGUGGCCUAGACUGGAUGAAGAAGGUGUACUUAAAUCACCAAAAGUAUCUUUGAAAGUUGUAGCAAAGCAGCAACCUGGAAUGGAGGCUACGCCUAGCUCCUUGCCUCUCAUUAUAGAAUCACAGAUGUUUUCAUCAGAAUACUUUGACCUGAAAAUCUACUGUGAAAAUCUUCAAACACAGUUGUUAGGUCAAUUGAUUUUCUUCAGUGAAGUGAUCCCAACUACGAUGGAUUUGAGGGAGGGGUUGAUGCUUCACUUGCCAGAGGAAGUAGGGUUAAUUGCCAUUGCAGUUCGACAAACACAAGGCAAAGGUCGUGGACAAAAUAUAUGGAUUAGUCCUUUAGGCAGUGCCAUGUUCACGAUCCACAUUAGGAUUCACAUGCACUCUCAGCUUGGACAGAAUAUUUCAUUCCUCCAGCAUUUAGUCGCUCUGGCUGCAGUGGAGUCUGUGCUAUCCAUUCCAGGUUAUGAGGAUAUUGACUUGAAGGUUAAAUGGCCAAAUGACAUAUACUACAGUAAUCUCAUGAAGCUGGGUGGUGUCCUGGUCAAUUCUACCUUGAUGGGAACAACUUUUCACAUACUUAUUGGCUGUGGAUUCAAUGUAGCUAACAGUAACCCAACUAUAUGCAUCAAUGAUAUCAUUCAACAACAUAACAAAGACCAUGGAACAAAUUUACAGCCUCUUCGAAUAGACCAGCUGUUGGCAAGAACAGUCACUAUCCUUGAAAAUCUGAUAAACACUUUCCAAACCAAAGGGGCAAAUGGAGUUUUGCCACUUUAUUAUAAGAGAUGGGUGCACAGUGGCACACAGGUACGAUUAUGGAAAGAGCAUGGUCCUGUAGCAUGGGUUGUUGGACUGGACAAUUCUGGCUUCCUUCAGGUUCUUCAGGAAGGUGAUAAUGACAUUGUUACAGUACAGCCUGAUGGGAACUCAUUUGACAUGCUUCGUAAUCUUAUCGUCACCAAGCAGCAAUAAAGCUGACCAGGUUUUGUGGAACUCCUGCUCUUCUGGAACAGCGGAAUAGAUGAUAAGAUUAUUUUAAAUCUGUUAUGCUGUGAGUCUUUUCUACCAGUAGGGCUGUAAUUUCAGACUUUCCAGGGCACUAUGCUUGGUCAGCAAGAGGUCUGCCUUUUACUAGAGGGGUAUGAAACUGUUGAGGUUUGGAUAUUGGUAGAUAUCAUCAGGAAAAAAGUGUGUGAAGAUGCUUGUGAAAGGUAUCCAAAUACAGGAAGUAAUUUUUUUGUUUUGUAACAUAAAUAUGAAGGUAAAAAGUUGUACCUUGUUUCAUUCCAAGCAGGGAAAAAUGGGUACAAUUUCAAAGGCAAUCUCCUGUGCCUGAGGGAACCUGCACUAACUCCAGUGAAGGUAUCCAGGCAUUGCUAGUGACUGAUUUAAACAAGAAAAGGUUAAUGCAGGGGUGAGAUGUAUACCUGUUAAGAAGUACCCUUUGGUUUGUCAAACGCCCAGACAAAGGUUGAGCUGUAUAAGCUCUGACUGACUGCUUUUCUAGUAACACAGCUGCCGAACUUAAAGAAAACAGGUAGAAGCUGCUCUCCGCACAGCAUAGAAUUAUCUAUCCCCUUCUUUGAUGUGAAGACAAAUAGGAAGUGUUCUUCCUAUUUUCCUUUCCUCCUCAGGACCUACCUGAAGGCUACUACUGAUGUCUGAACAGGCAAAUAUUGUUCUGGGCCCAACCAGGAAACUACAUCAGGAUACUGAUCACCAGGGACAUCUGGCCAGUUUUAUGGGAAUGAGGCCUAAGCAGGAAUUUCCCACCAACCUCUUCAGACACGCUGCCCACUUCACAUCUGUGGUCUGACACUUGACAGUUUCUCAUAAUGUUUUCCUCACUACAGGUAGAUGAAUACCAUGGUUACAGAAGUGGUUCUGUGCCUUUAUACAGCUGAUUACUGCCCAUGUGUCUAGAUUCUUUUUUUUAGUAGUAGUGCAGGCUAAAAAAAUUGAUAUAACCUAUUUUUUCCUAUUCUGAUUGCUCUUUAUUUACCAUAUCUAACUUAUGGCGGUGCAAGAUGUAUUCAAAUAGAAACUUCUGUUAAAACCUUUUUGUUUUGGGCUUUUAUUCAAAAAUUUCUUUCAACAUGCAAACACUCCAAGGUUGUACUGAAUAAAUAUUUUUGAGUUUUCAAUGUAAAAUAAUAAACUAGAAAAUUGGUAUUAAUUUAACAAGGAAAUAUUCCAGUUGAAAUUUGUCAUUUCAAGGUUUGUAUGUAAGAUAUGUAACAUGUUGCAAACAGGUCUUGGUUAUAACUUGUUUGUUAGGAAAAUUACUUCUGAAGAAGUUAAUAAUGUUUUGUUCAAUUUUUGAUUUUUAUAGAAAAAUAAAUCCAUUUUCUACAAGUGUCCUGAAAACGAUGUCUCUGAGUUUCCCUUGUCAUUAAUUUCCUAUAGAAGUUGCAAUCUCUGAUAAGCUCUUUAAAUAACCAGUUUCACUACUGUUCUAAGAAUUCUCCCAAAGUUUUGAGUAAAGUUAUAUGACGGGAGUAGCAGAUUUCGUGUUCACGUUUUAUAGCUAGCUGUGAUG
Messenger RNA from Pristis pectinata (smalltooth sawfish), 4129 nucleotides. RefSeq names its product biotin--protein ligase-like. Lineage: Eukaryota; Metazoa; Chordata; Chondrichthyes; Rhinopristiformes; Pristidae. Gene Ontology annotation, cellular component: cytoplasm. The record is from RefSeq and is a predicted model, not a curated record. Gene Ontology annotation, biological process: protein modification process. The transcript is spliced from 12 exons. Bases 247 to 2562 code for a protein of 771 amino acids. Gene Ontology annotation, molecular function: biotin--[biotin carboxyl-carrier protein] ligase activity.